AUGAAGGAUCUUGGGAGCUUCCAAAUUCCAUGCAUUAUAGGAGAUAUUAGCAUUGAGAAAGCAUUGUGUGAUUUAAGAGCUAUCAUCAACUUUAUGUCCUUAGCCAUGAUGAAGAGAAUGAGAAUGAGAAUUGAAGAAGCCAAACCAAAAAGGAUGGCACUUCAACUAGCUGAUAGGACAUUCAAGUUUUCCCAUGGAGUAGUAGAGGACUUGUUGGUUAAGGUGGGGGAGUUCAUCUUUCCAGCAGAUUUUGUAGUGCUUGACAUAGAAGAAGAGGCUAAUGCAUCAAUCAUACUAGGGAGAUCAUUCUUGGCAACAGCUGGAGCUAUAAUUGAUGUAAAAAAGGGAGAAUUAGUCUUAAGGCUUCAUGAUGAAAAGAUGGUAUUCAAUGUUUUCACUACCAUGAGUUACCCAAAGGAGUCCAUUGAAGAAUGUAUGAUGGUAGACACAAUGGAGCCACUAGUCCAAGGAGUUUUGGAAGAAGACAAACUUGAAGAAGCAAUGGAGUAA
Molecule: messenger RNA, 510 nt
Organism: Arachis ipaensis
Lineage: Eukaryota; Viridiplantae; Streptophyta; Magnoliopsida; Fabales; Fabaceae
Source: RefSeq, a predicted model, not a curated record